Messenger RNA from Fusarium fujikuroi IMI 58289, 1407 nucleotides. RefSeq names its product related to allantoate permease. Gene Ontology annotation, biological process: transmembrane transport. NCBI's taxonomy places the organism in Eukaryota, Fungi, Ascomycota, Sordariomycetes, Hypocreales, Nectriaceae. The transcript is spliced from 3 exons. Gene Ontology annotation, cellular component: membrane. The coding region runs from base 1 to 1407 and encodes 468 amino acids. The record is from RefSeq and is a predicted model, not a curated record. Gene Ontology annotation, molecular function: transmembrane transporter activity.
AUGGAUAAGGUAGAGCACAAACAGUCCUUUGAGCAUGAGGAUAAUAUCAUCGACCCAAAGGAAGACUCUAUGGCGAAUGAAGAAUAUGUACCCGAUACUGAGGAAGAGAAGAAGCUCGUUCGCAAGAUCGACCUCUUCAUUCUCCCCAUGAUGUGGUUCAUGUACCUCAUGUCAUACAUGGACAGAACCAAUAUCGGAAAUGCCAGAAUCGCCGGAAUGGACAAGGACCUUAACCUCGACUCCAACAAAUAUUCCAUUGUCCUUGUCGUCUUCUUCGUUGGCUACGUCGUCUUCGAAGUUCCCUCCAACAUGAUCCUCACACGAACGCGUCCGAGUCGAUAUCUCCCCGGCAUCAUGUUUGUCUGGGGCGGCGUCACAGUCGCAAUGGCUUUCACGCGCACUUAUGAACAUAUGAUCGGGUUCAGAAUCCUCAUGGGUGUCCUUGAGUCUGGAUUUGCUCCUGGCGUGCUUCUGCUUCUCUCCUCCUGGUAUAAGAGUGAGGAGCAGAGCAAGAGAUUCGCCGUGUAUAUCUCUGCUGCUAUCCUCUCCGGUGCAUUUGGUGGUCUCUUGGCUGGUUCUAUCACUAGUGGUCUCGAUGGUGCACACGGCAAGGCUGGUUGGAGGUGGUUGUUUGUUGUUGAAGGCGCUGCCACUAUGGGUGUCGCUGUUAUUGCGUAUUUUGUUCUUCCUGACUUCCCAGCAAACACUUCGAGGCUCAAAUUCAGCCAGGCACAGAUUGAUCUUGCCAUUCGAAGACUGCAGCACGACAGACCACAGGUUCACUCUGAAGACGAAUCGAAACUGGGUCAUUGGCAGGCCUUUAAACUCAGCAUGACUAACUGGCGCACUUGGCUCUUUGUUGUUGGUUACAUGGCAAUUGUUGGCUCUUCAACUCUCUCCUACUUUUACCCCACUCUCGUCAAAGGUCUCGGUUAUGAAUCCACGGCAGCUCAGUACAUGACCAUACCCAUCUUUGGCGUCGCAUUUGUAGUCACCGCCCUCACAGGCUACUUCGCCGAUAAGAACAGCAAAUGGCGAGGUGUUAUACUGUGCGCUUGGAUGAGCAUCGCCAUGCUUUGCGCCAUCAUCAUCUGCGUCGUCUACAACUUCAAAGCACGCUACGCUCUCCUCGUCAUCAUGGCUGCAGCACUCUGGGCCUCAAAUGGCUUGUCGCUGUCUUACGCCUCAAUUACCUUUGGCUCCAUGCCUACUGAGACAAGAGCUAUUUCUCUGGCGUUUGUCAAUGCAAUGGGUAACCUGGCGCAGAUCUAUGGCGCCUACUUGUUCCCAGCAUCGGAGAAGCCAAAGUACCUCAAGGGAUUUGGAGUCAUCAGCGGGCUGUGCUUCACUGGAGCUGUAUCAUAUAUCCUCUUGCAUGUCUUUCUCCAAGGCAAGAAACGGGCUUGA